GAAGAUAUUCAAGUCUUUAAAUACCGAUAGAGAAACUGAACCUUGCACAGCCAUCUUCUCAUAUAUUUGUAUCUGACAAACCAAUCUUCUCUUUUGUAAAAGGUUUGGAUUGAAUAACUUUGCAUCAAACUCUCCGUCUUUGUCGCAACCCUUCUCAGCAUCACAUCGCAUCAACAAUUUAAAUUUAAUUUUUCCCGAAUUUAUUUGACUAUCUCACUCGAUCUCUCUUAAUCAAACAUCAUGCCAAAACUAACUGAGUGGAUUCAUAAAGUGUUAUCGAUCAACAAAAAGAACAAACAACGAUCAACAGAAUCAGAUCAAAACAAGAUGUCAAAUAACGAUAAUUCAAACUUAAACAUCCAACCAUUUCCUGCAAAGACGAAUGACCCGAAUGACUUGAAUAAGAACCCUAACUUGAAUGAAGAUCUAUCUAGUUCUGCUCAAACAACUGAUCCCAAUCCACCCACUUUCGAAGAAGGUGGUGCACAAAUGUCAAAUUCAAAAGACGAUAAAUCCGAGUCCAACUUAACGAUCCAACCAUUUCCAGCUACCACCAAUGAUCCAAAGGAUUUGAAGAAUAACUGGAAUCAAGAUCUAUCUAGUUCUGCUCAAUUAACCGAUACGAAUCCACCAGUAUUUGCUCAACCAGGUAUUCAAAUCCUGGAUAAUGAUCAAGUGCCACCAAAACAAGAAAACCUCUCAAGUUCCGCUCAAUUAACUGAAGGAAAUCCACCUGUUUUUGCUCAACCUGGUAUUCAAACCUCAAACACUGAACAAUUAGGAAAACCCGAAAAUGUUUCAAGUUCUGCUCAAUUGACCAGUGGUACUCCUCCAGUUUUUGCUCAACCUGGUAUCCAAAUCUUAACUAAUGAUCAAGUAUCAAACUUGGAAAAACCAAUCGAUACUACUACUACUACUGCUAAACCAGAAUAAACCAUUCUUCUGCUUUCUUUUUCUCUUUCCUCUCUUGAUUGAAUUAUCUAUGUAAAGUAAUUUUCUUUAUAUUUUUCAUACUUUUUUUCUCCCCAAGAUAAGUCCAUAAACCAUCACAAAAAAAUGUUUUCUCUUUUCCUUUUAUUGGCAUACAUUUGGACUUGUCUCUCUCUGUCUCUCUUGUUUAGUGUCCUGAAUUUGUUUUAGCUUACUCGAGUUUGGGAAUUUAUGCAUUUUGAUCAUCUUUCACAUUAUGACAAGUG
This is a messenger RNA of Melampsora larici-populina 98AG31, 1196 nucleotides long. RefSeq lists its product as uncharacterized. NCBI's taxonomy places the organism in Eukaryota, Fungi, Basidiomycota, Pucciniomycetes, Pucciniales, Melampsoraceae. Bases 241 to 933 code for a protein of 230 amino acids. The record is from RefSeq and is a predicted model, not a curated record. The transcript has 9 exons.